AUGUCUUGGUUAGAGUUUGGGCUCGUGACCAUGGUCAUCACAGGAUCUCAGGGUUGUUUACAAUGUAGCAAAGAAGCCAUAGCACUUCAAGAAGAGUUCAAAAAUAGCUACCUGGAAAACAAACUCCGAAGGAACCCUGAACUCAAAAGAAAAUUGCAGCAGCUCCUGGACAAUACCGUGGAGGGGUUAUCGCAACAACCCAUACAUCCAGAAAAAUAUAUGGCUUUUAUUGAUGAAUUGACGCUAAAAAAACUCACUGUCUACUUCAAACGCUCUCUGAACCAGAUCAAGGAAAAUAACUUUGAAGGUGAGCAGCUUUUCAAUGAAUUGAUGUGGAGCCUCCAGAAACUGGUGACUUAUUUUCAAGAAGUCAUGCCCCAAGUUACAAAACUCUAUUGCAGCAAUGAUUGUGGUAGGAUGUUUUAUACGUUUAUCAGUUGCAGCUCAUGUAUUGCAAAUCAGCAGACCUGUACCAAGAACUUCCAUUGUGGAGAACGGAAAGUUCUAGUGGAAAUGGAUGAAGAUUUGAUUUUGGAUUGUGCUCUGAAAUGGCAUAAGGCAAGCCAUGGAGUGAAGACAUACAUGUUCUACAAGAUGGUGAAUAACAAGGAGGAGCUGAUGGCCAGCGGGGCAGAUUCCUUUCUGACCAAGAAAGAAGCCAAUAUGAAAGAUGCAGGCAGAUACCGAUGUAAAAUGGUGGACACAAAAGGCUAUACUUCCAGCCAGCUUGACUUUCAAGUUGUGGUGCUGCCUCCAAAAGAGAACACCACCUGGUUUACCCACCCACCACCGCUGGUUCCACAGCCAUCAUCACUGUCUCCACCAUCUUCAUUAUUGUUACCGCCACCUGUGUCAAUGAAAAACCCUCUCAUCCUAGAGAUUUCUUCCAGGGCUCCACCCCCUGAAGCUGAUUGGACAGCUUGGAAAGUGAGCGGGAUUACAGGAGGUGUGCUGUCCUUCAUUGUUGUUGCUUUCUUAUGUUAUUAUCGUCAUAUGGCUAAGAAAGAAGAGGAGGAGGAAGAUGAUGAUGAUGAGAGUGACAGUGAGAGUGACUCAAGUGAGAGUGAAAGUGAAUCAGAGAGUUAG
Molecule: messenger RNA, 1086 nt
Organism: Notechis scutatus (mainland tiger snake)
Lineage: Eukaryota; Metazoa; Chordata; Lepidosauria; Squamata; Elapidae
Gene: IZUMO1
Product: izumo sperm-oocyte fusion 1
Biological process (GO): fusion of sperm to egg plasma membrane involved in single fertilization; sperm-egg recognition; heterotypic cell-cell adhesion
Cellular component (GO): acrosomal membrane; plasma membrane
Molecular function (GO): protein binding involved in heterotypic cell-cell adhesion; signaling receptor binding
Source: RefSeq, a predicted model, not a curated record